Molecule: messenger RNA, 9893 nt
Organism: Pocillopora meandrina
Lineage: Eukaryota; Metazoa; Cnidaria; Anthozoa; Scleractinia; Pocilloporidae
Source: the annotation of a GenBank genome assembly
GUUUAACACCGUGAAACCACUGGUGGCAAGUACAAACUAACCGGCUCUCAGGUGAUUUAGAUCGGUUUGCGUAUGUACUGUUCCUCAUUGGUCUUCGGAAUACUUGUUGCUAUCUCCUUAGCCUGGCUUUUUGGUACACAGAAGGAUAAAGAGCUUUUGAUAAAAAGUAAGUGGACUGCUGUUGAAAAAGCCUUUUUACUCUCUAUGCAAGGUAGCCUAUCUACCUCGAACCGGCUUAUCCGAUCCAAGCGAGUCAUACAUAAUUUUCCUGUUGAAAUUUUGGAACCGGUCAUCGUUGAUUACCUUUUAGUGCAACCGGCGCUCUAUGCAGUUACAAUCGUCUGAUGUCGCUGAGGAUAUUUCAUCCUGUGCAAUGUUGUCUACCCUUUCCUGCAAAGCUAACGAACGCGAAAAAAAUUUUGACGUUUUUCGCUGAAUUACCAUCUCUUGGUCUGUUUAUUCUUGCGUUACAUGUUAUUUUCAGCCAAAUUUUUUUUCGAGGGAAGCGUAGGAAAAUUUGUUCUUAAAAUAUCUCUUCAUUUCAUUUUUCUCUUUUUUUGUCAACGUUGCAGUUGAAACAAGAUAUUUUCAGUAUAUCGAGUGAUUUUGCUGUGUGCAAUCCUCGAUGAUGUUGGCGUAGACGAACAAUAGAAUAAUAUAAUUUUAAAAUUUGCCUUUUCAGAGAAGUAAUAGGAAGGCAGAUGUACAAAUUUUCUAUGUCAGCUCUCCAUUUAAAAGAUUUGGAAUAAGUUUUCUCUAUCAAUUACAUUCCAUAAAGCAGCUUGUCUUAAACUAAAACGAAACUUUUUAUUGCUUCAUUAAAAAGAGAGGCAUAUUGGGUAUCAUUGCGAGCGUUUUAAGAUGAAGACAGAUGGAUAUUAUUUACAAGUUAUUUUUUGCACUAAAGAACGAGGCCAAUAUUUAGCCCAAUUGCCUGAACAAGGCUGGCCAAUAAAGAGAAAUUAUUUUUAAUCGACUUGUGUAGGCAGUUUUUUUAUUGUCAGAAAGUAUAUUGUUAUGAUUUUUAUUUUUAUUAUUGGGGCAGAAUAGCGGGGAAAUGAACCUAAUUUUUGCCCAUUUUUUUAGUCAUGCAGAUCAUGGGAAUAGCCUUAAAUUAGUUCCUUGGGAAAACUGUUUUUUACAGUAAAAGACUUACUGCAAUGUUUCAAAAAAUCUUGUUUUAAGUGACCUUAAACUGUAUCCAUUUACCUGAAAAGCCAUGUUAUUUUCAGUGGCAACACUUGUAGAAUCCAAUCAGACACGCGACCAAAUGACUGAGUUUUGGAACAAACACUCCAUGGCUCAAAGCGUUGAGGAAAUGAUGUUGGACAGUAAGGCAGAAACCUUGACACAGGAUGAGCACCCAGAAGUCAUGGGAAUGCUGCCAAACAUCAAAGGAAAUGAUGUCCUGGAGCUGGGAGCAGGAAUUGGGUAAUUAAUGAAAAUAUUUUCUAAUAAGGUGUUGCUUUUUGUAAUGUGAGCUGCAAGUUUUUGUGGUUGAAUUUAGAUAAGUUUACCUCAAUUCAGGCAGAAAAUUAGGGUUAAAUUUCUUAAACCCUUCAACUUUCUCAAUUAAUUAUCAUGCAACUUCUCCCUAUAAUAUCCUACAUUAUCCAGCAACAGGAAUUGAGAAUACUGAAACUUAUCUGGUGGAAAUUAUUAUCUUGAUUUAAUGCUAAAUUCUCACAACUAAUUUAUGAGGAAAUGUUUAGCAGCUAGAAGGGAGAAUCAACAAUCAGAUCUGGAAAGUUAAAGGGUUACACUGGUUUGCUUUUUGUCUCUAGAAGUAUGACCUACAGCGAAUGUUUCCUUAAAUAUAAUUGGUACUAUAUUUCCUUAAAGAACCACCAGGCACUUACUUAAAAUUUUGACUUAAAAGAGGAGAACUUGUUGGAAGGAAGAGGCUUAAUCAAGGGGACCACUAAGAAAUUAUUAUUAUUAAUUAUUAAGAAAUUAUUAACCUGUACUGAUCACACUGUAGUUGAAGGUUAAAUGGUUAAAACAAUAAAUUGGCAAUAGAAGCAGGGUUUUCCAUGUAGACCUAUUAUAAGAAAGUGAGGGAGGAGGGGAGUGCUUGUGACCUCAGGGGUAGGCACUUAGUUAGGAGAAGGUGCCUUUUGGAGGGUGGGUGCUUAUUUAAGGAAAUACCGUAUUUCAAUCCCUAUCAACCUCAGUGAUAUCAAAUUUUCCUGUGUGCUGAUAAAAUGUUUGUGAUCACUUUUCCAAAACACCAAACUUGAGCUUGUAAAAUCUCCUUAGUUUCAAUUUCUCUAAAAGACCACUUUAUACAGGCAGCUGAAUAGGCUUGGUAUUUUGGGUGAUUGCUAAAAUAAAGUUUGACUAUUGGUAAAGUCAUCAAAAAUUUUAGCACCUUGACAAACUUAGGGUAUAUAAAGCUUUCCUUUCUCAUUGGAUAGAAAAUUUUGGGAACCUAUACAGGCAAUAGCACUUCCCUUUAAAUUAACUUACUUACCUUUUCUUCUAUGUCAGGACUUUAAUUGUGAUUCAUGUUGUGUUGUUAUUGUUUCAUCAAGUGUUGAUCAGAGGAGCCUCUUGAAAACCACCUGUCUGGUGAUAGAGGCUAUCCUCCGCGCCCUGCGCUGCACUCAGAGUCAGUAUGUACUUGACUGUUUGCUGAUGAAGGUAAAUAUGUCAUGGUACUGGUAUCAUCACAUCCAUGGUGAUGGAUAUUAUUUACUCUAUGUUAAAAAUCGUGCAAUGAUCUUAUGAUCUAGUAUAUGGGAUUUUUACUGAAGCAAGAUUUCUUAGUUUUUACCAAAUCUGUAUAAAUCAUUUAACUUAGACAUGCUAUUAUUAUUAACUUCGGAAUGUCAAUUGAUAAGGGUUCAUAUAUUUAGAUUAAAAAAUCUUUCAAUUACAGUACUUUGGAUGAUUGUUACAUCUGUAACCACAUAACAUUUUUUAAGAGAUAAGUCAAUUCCCUUGGAUUGAUUAAAUAGAUUAUUUAGUGAAACACAACACUAAGCAAACAUAUCAUUUGUGGCAUCUGUAUUUACUGAUUUGGAAACAAAUAAUUGUGGCAAUUUGGAACCAUUUGGGUAGACAUGGAAAACAACAUGGAAUAUCCUUAAAGGAGAAUUUUGUUGAGUGUACAGAGUAAAAGCACCAGAUAAACUGAUUGAUGCAUUAUGAAAAUAUUCUCUUACAGUAUGUCACUAUUAUUGUAAAGAAAAAGUCCCAUAGUGUAACUGUUCCCAUAGUAAGGCCACACUUGACUUGAAGCUGGAUGCAACAGGUAUGUCAAAAUUGUGCCUUUUUUCGUUUCUUAACAGACGUUUUACUGGAGAUAUUGCACAGGAAGCUCGUCAUGUUACUGCUGUUGAUUUCAUGCAGUCAUUCACUGACAAGAACAAGGAAGUGAAUGGCGCUAAGUUCAACAACAUUGACUUUGUUUGUGCUGAUGUUACAAAGCUGGAAUUGCCAAAAGGAAGGUAAAUAUCUCACAGUGAAACCAUUUUAUCUAUAUUUCCUCUGAUGUUAUUGAAAAGCAUUAUAUAACAGUUGGAAUUUUUACUGUCCAACUAAACUGGUGAACAUCUAUGGAAAUGGAUUAAACAAGGUAGCCUUGAGUCAGACCUUAACACUUUACACCUUAAUGUCAGAAUGCAUAUUCUCCAUACUGUUCUCUAUACAUUUCUUAAAGUGCCAAGAAGGAGAAUUUUUUAACCAUCAAGAGAUUCUCUCAGUGGUGAUCAUUUCCUUUAUUCUUGUGACCCCAAUGUUUGAUUCAGGAGUGAUACAAUUAAGAGAAACUACAUGCUGGUCACUCUUAAGAAAACAGAAGUUUUUUUUUUUCUGUGACUGGUUAAAUACAGUAGGGUAUUCUAAGGAACAGGGUUGAAUAUGAGCUCUGUAUAUAUCUUUUUAUUGCGCUUGCAGACAAAACAGUGUUGUUAGAUAUUUACAUAUUAAUUGCAUGUAUACAUCUACUUCACAAGUUUGAGGUCUAUACUGAAAGUUACAGACCAAGAUUUGUCAGCAGACAAAACAAGGUUCUGUAACUUACAGUACAGACGGAAAAGGAGGUUAAUAAGAUACUUGGUAUAUCUCUGGGUGUAAAUAGAGGGGGAGGGACGACUUCAGUGAAAUAUGGCCUGCUGAACUGACCAAUCAUAGCACCUGUAUUGACUGAGAUAUAAUAAGAUAGAGAAAAGAGAUUCUAAAUAACCCAACUAACCUUCAUGUUAUCCCUCUUUCUAUCUCAGCUAUGAUGUGAUUUUCUCCAACUGGCUUUUGAUGUACCUUUCUGAUGAAGAACUUGAGAAGUUGGCUAUGAACAUGCUUCUGUGGCUACGAGAUGGUGGCCACCUUUUUUUCCGGGAGUCUUGCUAUCAUUCCUCAGGGGACAUGAAAAACUCAGAAAAUCCCACAGUGUACAGGACUCCUCAAAUGUACACAGAAGUCUUUUCUGCUGUCAAAGUGAAACUUCCUAAUGGUAAUUCCUCUUCCCUGGAAGUGGUGACCAAGCGUUCAGUGGAGGCAUAUGCAAAGGUAACCCCAGUCAGUAAAUAUGUUAUGAAAGGGUACAUACGAAAUGUCGUUCUUUGACACCAUUUAUUUGUCAAACAGUCAGUUCUACCCAAGUAAUGGAGGGUGUACAAUUUGGAAGUCACUUCUCCCUCAAUUCCAUAGUGAGGUUAACACACUAAAACUUACCAACACACUAAAACUUGCAAUAGAUAUCAGGGAAUUCAGUUAAAAUCAGAAAUUAAAGAAUUUUCCACCCACAUGGCAGAAUUUUCUGGUAAAAUUCAAUGGCCUCAGCUGUUUCAAUUUCAAACCUGCAGAGUGUUUUUCUGUUUUUAUACUACUCUCUUGCUACCUCAUUUGUCUAUGUAAACCCUGAAUUACACCAGUUUGCCCCAGCCAGACCAACACUCAAGGUCGUAAAAUAACUGAGGAGAAUGUGCUACCUUUCUAUAAUGUCGAGAAAUGGAUAGACAUUCUAGUCUUCUUGGAUAAGGACGAAUAAACUGUAGGUCCUGUCUCCUGCUUCUAUUAAUUAGUCAAUUUGGUUAGGCAGGGAACAUUAAAGAACCCACUCAUGAGAUUACUGUGAUGUGGUCUGGCCUGUUUACUGGGAAUGUGGGAGGGGGUCUGGCCUUGUCAUCGUUAAUGCGGGAUCCACUGUAAUUGGCUGAAGCUGUAGUGGUCUCCCUGCCCGAGAUAAUUGCACAAAGCUAAAUAAAAAAUUUUAAAAAUUGUUUUAAAAAAUUUCUGUGGCAAGAAAUGGUUAAUAUCAAAUCUGCUAUCCCUUUAUUUGAUGAAGAAUGGUUGCAUGUAGCAUUUUUAAGAUUUUCUCAACAAUUUACCAGUACCUAUUUCCAAUUCUUGUUGGACAACGGCAUAGAGAUAGUCAACUUUCAUUCUCAAGAAUGCAGAAUUAUAAUCCUGUUCAGGCCUGCUCCUGAUGUAGUGUAAUAUAUUUUGCAGCACAAACAAAACAAGCACCAGUUUUCCUGGUUGUGGAAAAAGGUGAUGUUAAAAAAUGGAAGCAAAGGAAACAUGCAGGAAUUUCUUGACAACAAUCAGUAUAACAAGGCAGGGAUCCUCAUGUAUGAAAGAGUGUUUGGAAAAGGCUUUGUGAGUCCUGGAGGGAUGACAACAAUGAAGGUGUGAUGACAUGUAUUGAAAACUGAGGUUAUAUCUUCAUUUUACAGGGUAGUAGCUUCUUGUAGCUGUGUUCAAAACCUUGACAAAUCUUUCUUCUUUAUCUCAUUUUGUGUUUCAAGGAAUUUGUUGGUCGACUGAAUCUUCAGAAAGAUCAGCACAUCCUAGAUUUGGGGUGUGGCAUAGGUGGAAGUGCCUUCUACAUUGCUAAUGUGAGUACCAACUGAAGGAUUUCUGAUCAGUCAUUCUUUUUGUAACAGUUUGUUGUACACUAAAUUAAGGGAAUUGCCAUGCACAUCUGAGUCACAACUGUCCUAUAUCAUGAAAUUGUUUUGUUUCAGACAUACCACGCUCAUGUCCUUGGUAUGGACCUGUCCACAAACAUGAUCAACUUUGCUCUUAAAGCAUAUGAAAGUUCUAAAAGUAGCCAGGUGUGUGAAGAGAAGCAAUGAUUUUUUUUCUGCCAAUCUUGAAAUCUUUUGUGUAACUUGGUCAAAGAAUAAUAUUCAUUUGCUGUAUUAAAAAGGUCCAAUUUGAAGUAAGUGAUGCCUCAACAAGAGAGUUCCCUGCUGAAAGAUUUGAUGCAGUAUACAGCAGAGAGACCAUUCUUCAUAUAAAGGACAAAAAAGCCCUUCUCAAGAAGAUUCUGGUGAGACAUACUUGGCUUAUUGCUUGUAGUCCUUUAUUCUGUUAAGGGAAACAUCAAUUAUAUUUCUUACAUUAGUCUUUUGUAUUACUGGGUAGUGUGGUAAACAUACAUGUAUAUGUGUUAUUGUAAUAGGAUAUUUGUAAAAAUCUAACCGUAAUGUUAGUUACAAGGAAUCAAUAACAUUGCAUAAUAUAUUUGGGAUGUCUAUAGCUCAGUGACCUUUUGCAUCAGACUGAAAAUAAAUAGACUUAACUUUUUUUAGGUAAGCAACCCAACCAUUAAUUUGGACAUCAUUUCAGCAUUUACCUCUAAAGAUCUGGUUAAUAAUUCUCCUUUCUUUUUUGUCAUGCAUUUUAAACAACUGAAUGUAGAUGAAAAUGAUUUCAUAUUAAUGAGACAUCCUCCAGCUGAUAAGUUCCUAUUCUCAUCAUCUGUUUGUUAAAUGAUUUGCUGGUGCUGCUAAGAUAAAAAUUGAGGGUUGGAUGUCAAUUAUGAAUUUUUUGAUAGCUUGUUUCAGCUAUUCAGUUAGUAAACAGAAUGUAACAGGUGGACAGAGAAGAUAUUGUAACCCAUUUACCGACUGCACGCCUGAUGCAAGCCACAAAAUUGAUGGGAAAUUGUACUGACUGUAACUACAGGAAACAUCACAUGCACCUUUUUUCAAGUCAUUCAUUCACAAAGACACAAAAUGAAAAUGCACAAAAUGCAUGCCUGAUGCAAGCCACACAAUUCAUGGGAAAUUGUAAUGACUGUAACUACAGGAAACAUCACAUGCACCUUUUUUCAAGUCUUUCAUUCACAAAGACACAAAAUGAUUGUUUUAUUUCACAACAGAGUUGGCUCAAGCCUGGUGGACAGUUAUUGAUCACAGAUUACUGUUGUAGUCGUGGUGAACACUCAGAGCUAUUCAAAAAGUACCUGGCAGAACGCCAGUACCACUUAAUUGAUGUUGAAAGCUAUGGAAAGGUGAGUGUGUUCAGGUUUAGUGUAGCCAAAGUCUGGUUCUUAGUCAGCAAAAGAACAGAUGAACAAAAUAGCAGGGGAGUUGCAAUAAAUGAGAACCUCUUACAUAUGCUUUAAUCCAUUCACUGCUGGCACUGGAGACGUAAAAUAACCUGGCCUCUCAAACUCAGAAUAAGUUAGAUAUAUGAAAAAAAAAGGCAAUAUACUUUGGCACAGAACUUUUCGCUCUUCAACCCCAAUUUUGGUAUACUAGAUUUAAGUUUCUAUUGGUAUGGCUGCGAGAAAUUAAUUCAUCUUUUUCAAAACUUGAUAUUCUGUUUGAAUCUUUGCACAGAUGUUACGUGAAGUUGGAUUUGAGGCAGUCACAGCUGAAGACAGAACAACACAGUUUACACAGAUUCUCGAGAGUGAACUGAAAAAUUUUGAAAAGUCAAAGGAGGAGUUCAUCAAGGUAAUUUAAUCGCUACUUUGUUUUUUUUUCCUACAAAAAUCUUAGUUUGUUCAAUGUUAAAAUAUUGAGAAAAGAAGGAGCUGGUAUUUUGAAGGAGGUAUUGCAAAAUUUAUUUUAAAAAAAAAUACAGCAGGACAUGAAACUCUACCCUCGUAGUCUAGGGGUUUCAAUAGCAGCUGGUUACCAGUGGUCAUCCCUCACUUAGCAGACCUCUUACCACAAUCUUUUUAGCCUGGGAGUAGGCUCUUUGUGUUCAUGUUUCAUCAUGCGGCACCUUUUCAGGCAUGGCAGACCAUAACACCAUUAGCAGCUGCUAUGGAAAAAGUUAUUAAAACCUUUGCCCUGUUUGUCUUUCUCCUCAACCUCUCCAUCAAUACUACACUUUGAAUUUUAUGUUAUUUAUUUAUUUAUUUUAUGUGCAUCUUAUAACUUUGCUUAUGCUUUCCAUCCAGGACUUCUCAAGUGAAGACUACAGCUCUUUAGUGAAUAGCUGGACGAACAAACUAACUAGAUGUAGAGGUGGUGAACAUACAUGGGGAGUUUUCUAUGCCAGGAAGCCAGUUACUUCAUAACUGAACAGAUAUGUUCAUGCCAGCAACACAGUUGCUUCUGGAUUGGGAUGUAGAGGAUUCAUAGCAGUCACCUCUAGCAACCUUAAAUGAAACCAUAAUCUGUGUUCUGAGAAUCAUAGGAGUAUCUAGGGGCCUCUCAAUAUUGGCCCAUUCAAGUGGGCUGGCUUUGCUCACAUGACUCCACCUCACAAUUCUGUUCAUAGCAAAAAUUUGGUUUGAUUUGGUGGGUCAGCCCAUCAUUUUUCUCAUGAUGAUCUCUGAAGUGGGGCGAGAAAAUUUCCACAUGAUUACUCCAGCGCUGUUUCAGUGUGGCUGGUGGCCCUAUUGAUGAUUUACUUUUCUUCUUGUCGAUCAAGUUGUAAUUUUUGACAUGAGUACUUUAAGAAGGCUUUAAUUUCACCUUGAUUAUCCUAUUCUGGCUGUUGGUCAGUGGAGACAAGUGUAAUAGUGAAGUAGAAGUUGGGGGUAACUCCUAACACUGCAACAAUUCUUUCUGUACUUUUUUUUUUUUUUUUUUUUAAUUUUCCUCAAUUAUAAAGAGUGUGUCACAGGCUAAACCUUGUUACACAUAAUUAAAUUUUCUACAUGAACAAGCAUGGCCCAGUGAUCAGGCUUGCGCAAGGAGGCCCCAGGAUAAAGAUGUUGGCAAAACAAACUCCAGGUUUUCUGUCCACUUCUCUCAACAGCUGGUUUAGGGCCGAUUACAGUGCUCUUAGCUGGAUGUGGACCAACAAAAGUCACAUAUUUCAUAAGAAAGAUUCUUAAAUGAAUGAAGAAACCUUUUUAUGCAUAACUACAAACAGAAGAGUAGUUUUACUGUAAAUUGAUAGACAUAACGAGACAGAUUUUCAUACGAAAAAUAAUUUUAAAAAGGUAUAUCCUAUCAUCCGUAUGACUUUAUUAUUGAGUUUAUUUAAUUAAAAUUUGUGCUUCCUGUUUUUCUAAUGGUGUUGUUUUGUUGUCAUCAUGAAUAGAUCAUAUGAUUUCUUGAAAAUGAAGGGAGAACCUUAAGGCAGCUGCGAGAAUAGAAGCGUUCUUUCGCGUUGGUGCUCAAACCUUUCCAUUUCAAACAGUGACUUGGCCUUCAAAACCCAUGUGGGGGUUAUUUUUGAAGUAAUUUUUUCAGUAUCAUCGCCGAAUACUAGUUGUUGUAAAGAAAAAUAGCCCCUCUUUGUUUCUGUUCUUUGUCAAAAGACAUAAACUGUUCCGAGAACCUGAUAGCCCUCCAAGAGCCGAGCUCAUCUAACCUUUUGAGCCCCAAGAGGAUGAUGCUCGUCAUUAUAUAUGCAUGUUUAUUUUCAAUUUUUUUAUUGUUGAAUAGGUCAUGCAUGUUUAUUUUCAAUUUUUUUUAUUGUUGAAUAGGUCAUGGAAAAUAACUAAUUCACAUCUCUUCGAAACGUUCAGUUUGUUAUACUGUUGCAUCCUCCUUGCGCGAUGUGUGGGUAUGAGAACGGUUAAGGGUGUCGACAAUAUUUCGCAGAUCUAUUGGACAGCAAGAAGCAUAAUUAUUCCUCAGCCGGGACCGAUUCACUUUCGUGAUUCUUCUUGACCAACCACAGACAAUCUGAUGAUUGAGACCUCAAUAUUCACUUCCGUCUAAAUCGCGUCGGUGAGAGAGUAUGACAAG